AUCAUUUUUUCCCAAAAUAAAGGUUGAAUCCCCAAGGGCCCAACCCCAAGGGCGCCAUAAUCAUCAUAUUAAUUAGCAAAGGGUCUUUAAUUUGUGCUGCCAAGAUGACAAUGCCCGUUCAGCAACCUCAGCCUGUGGCAAAGAAGGUGGAAGAUGGUGGCUUCAUUGCGCCUGAAAGCAAUGCUUUUGGGAACACGUUCAGGGAUUAUAGUGCAGACACUGAAAGAAAGGAGAGCGUUAAGGAGGUCUAUCGGCAGAUGCACAUUAACCAAACCUAUGAUUAUGUGAAAGAAAUGAGGGAGAAGUAUAGGAAGCUGGAUCGGGUGGAGAUGAGCAUAUGGGAAUGCUGUGAGCUUCUGAAUGAGGUUGUGGAUGAGAGUGAUCCAGAUCUUGAUGAGCCCCAGAUCGAGCAUUUGUUGCAAACUGCUGAAGCCAUCAGGAAAGACUAUCCUAAUGAGGAUUGGCUCCACUUGACUGCACUUAUCCAUGAUCUUGGGAAAGUUCUGCUGCUACCAAAAUUUGGAGGGCUUCCUCAGUGGUCUGUUGUUGGUGACACAUUCCCUCUUGGCUGUGCAUUUGAUGAGUCCAUUAUUGUUCAUUCAGAGUUCUUCAAGGAGAAUCCUGAUUAUAAUAACCCUCUUUACAACACCAAGAAUGGGGUGUAUUCUGAGGGAUGUGGGCUGAAUAAUGUGUUGAUGUCUUGGGGACAUGAUGACUAUAUGUACUUGAUGGCUAAGGAAAACAAGACCACCCUACCAAAUGCUGGGCUGUUUAUCAUUAGAUAUCAUUCUUUUUAUCCUCUGCACAAGUGUGGAGCAUACACCCACUUGAUGAAUGAUGAGGACCGUGAGAAUCUCAAAUGGGUCAACAUUUUCAACGAGUAUGAUCUGUACAGCAAGAGCAAAGAGAGGAUUGAUGUGGAGAAGGUGAAGCCAUACUAUGAGUCUCUCAUUAAGAAGUACUUCCCAGAGAAGCUCAAGUGGUGAAAUUUUGGAGAGUUUGGAAGUUACUGGUAGUUCUGCUUCAACUGGCUUAUAUAUAUGCUUGAAAACUCAUGGCUUUUUUUAAAAAAAAAAAAAAAUUAAAAAAAAAUGUGUUCUGUUAAUUGUAAUUUGGUGUAGUAAAGAAUGGAAGUUAAAUGUAAUUGUUAGAUGAUUAGAAGCAAAAGCCAAUAAAGCCAUCCACUUGUCUGUUUUGCCAGCUCAAUAUAAUGCAUUCAACAUUAUCUGAAUAAUUUAG
This is a messenger RNA of Ipomoea nil (Japanese morning glory), 1239 nucleotides long. Its product is annotated as probable inositol oxygenase. Gene Ontology annotation, biological process: inositol catabolic process. Gene Ontology annotation, cellular component: cytoplasm. The transcript is spliced from 11 exons. The coding region runs from base 105 to 986 and encodes 293 amino acids. Gene Ontology annotation, molecular function: inositol oxygenase activity; iron ion binding. Lineage: Eukaryota; Viridiplantae; Streptophyta; Magnoliopsida; Solanales; Convolvulaceae. The record is from RefSeq and is a predicted model, not a curated record.